Molecule: messenger RNA, 771 nt
Organism: Penicillium roqueforti
Lineage: Eukaryota; Fungi; Ascomycota; Eurotiomycetes; Eurotiales; Aspergillaceae
Exons: 4
Coding region: 1-771 (256 amino acids)
Biological process (GO): transmembrane transport
Molecular function (GO): transmembrane transporter activity
Source: RefSeq, a predicted model, not a curated record
AUGGGGUGGGACCACAUAUGCCUGGGUAGUGGCAGAAUCAUCGCUCUACUCGUUCUUUUUAUUCUGUUGGGAAUUAUAUUCGUCGGUCUAGAGCUCUGGCAGGGUGACAAGAGUAUGCUGCCUGGACGUGUGCUCAAACAACGCAGUGUCGCCGCCGUUUGCCUCUUCUGCUUUUGCUCUAGUGGUGCCUCGUUCUUGCUGCUCUAUUACAUUCCAAUUUGGUUCCAAGGAGCUCCAGGGACGAGUCCCUUCGGCGCUGGUGUGGACACCCUUCCUCUGGGCAUUGCCAAUGCCCUAUCCUCGCUGCUUGGUGGUCUGUUCACCACAUUCACGAUCGACAUCGGCACGGGAAAAUGGAUUGGGUACCAAAUUCUCUUCGGCCUUGGCAUGGGUGUAUGUGCUCAAACGCCGGUUAUGGUCGCCCAGAAUGUGCUUGAUUUGGUGGAUAUUCUUAUUGGGUCGGGUGCAAUCUUUACUGGCGUUGCUCAAUCCCUCUUCAUCAACCACCUAGACCAAAACAUUGCCAAAACAGAUAUCCCCAGUAUCGACACUAGUCAAAUCAUGACCGGAGGUGUCAUGACUCUGACCAACGGGUUACACGGGGCAGACAAGAUCGCCGUCCUAGACGCUUUCAAUAAGGCAAUGGUGGAUAUGUGGCUGUUGCCAUUGGCUUUGUGUUGCAUUAAAAUUAUUGGUGCUGUGAUCGUCGAGCGACGCAAAAUUCGGGGACGGGAGAAGGAGACUAAGGAGUCAGCGUCCGCCCCGGUAUAG